Trametes versicolor FP-101664 SS1 is the source of this 1428-nucleotide messenger RNA. RefSeq lists its product as uncharacterized. The record is from RefSeq and is a predicted model, not a curated record. NCBI's taxonomy places the organism in Eukaryota, Fungi, Basidiomycota, Agaricomycetes, Polyporales, Polyporaceae. The coding region runs from base 334 to 1428 and encodes 364 amino acids. The transcript has 6 exons.
GCUAUCGUCACCCGAGGGCGACUCGUGAAUAUCGCGUAACGAAUACACGGAUGGGGCAAAGGUCCUCGAUGGACCCUCCUUGGGGACUGCAAGGUCAAGAUCGGCUCAGUCCUCGGGUUAUACAAGAGCGGGGAAAAGUGGACGGCUGUCCAGCGGGUGGAGUGCGGGCGGCCAGGUUGCGCUCCGCCAUUCGUUGACGACCCGGCGGAUAGCCACCACGACGAGGUCUCAUGCACCACCGGUCGCGCUCUCGGUGUUCUACCAUCACGCGUCAACGAAAGAACGAAAUUCUCUGUCAAUCUGCGCCAGAUAUGCCAGAGCAUAUGCUCGAUCAUGAACGUAGCAAGUCGCCCCGCAGAAUUUGGACCCCCCUGGCAACCUGCCGACGAUACGUUAGUGAGCCUGCCGGAGCACUCUGCGAGGACGCUGCUUGCACGGCGCGAACUCUGGCUAGCACUAUGCAGGUUCGUGCCGGCAGCGAAUCGCAUUGCGAUUUUUGGGUAUGCUCAUGCUCGUGUCACCGCAGACAUCAACGCAGCUCCUGACGCUCCAAACCCCAUUGCCUCCGUCGUAGCUCGCGAGACACGAGGCCCGCUCACAUCGGCUCUACGGCGAAACACGCCACUCUCACUGCGCAGUGCGGACGCGCCACCGACGCAGAGCGUCGCGCUUUCCCUCGUUCGCGCCGCCCACAGCCUAUCGUGCGACGUCGUACUCAAACUCGCAAGGAGGCGCCUAUGCGCCAUCUGGGUUCCCCCGAAGGCCUCCACGCGCCCCGCAUCCCUAGGCGCCCCAUCCAAGACGAGCCCCUCCUCUUCGUCCUCCGGGGUCGAUACCGACACCAAGACUGUGCACACAUACCACAACGCGGUGUUCAUCAUCCUCUUCGCGCGCCAGUACGGCAUCCCGGAGCUGCUCAAACGCGCAUUCUACGGACUCCUCGCGAGCGCCGAGUUCUGGGCCGCACUCACCGCGGACCGCAAGCAGAUCAGGCUCACCGAGGCAGACCUGCUGCGCCUGUACAAUGCGCGGCACGUCCUCCAGCAGCGCUGGCGCGAGACGGUCGUGCUCGCACCGUACAUGGACGAGAAGGGUGUGUCGACGUGCCGGGGGGAUGGGUCCCAGCACUGGCGCAAGAUGAUGCUGGAGAGCGAGGUGGUCGAGGCGGGGAUGGGUGACCCGUUGCGGUACGAUGCGUCGAGUGGGCUGACGAAGGAGCAUGAGGAGACGUGGGGCCGGGGGUGCCGCAAGGGCUGGACUGACAUGCUGGCGAGGAAGCGGACGGAGUGGUGGGCGAGCUUCGGCGACUUGAUGCAGCUCGCCACCCUCAAGCCAAACACACUGGCGUCCUGGCGUGCGUCCGCGCGUAUGGCGGGCUCCACGGCCGCCGCAACGCCCUCCGACGUCGUCUUCGCGAGCGCAGGGUAA